Macrosiphum euphorbiae (potato aphid) is the source of this 1308-nucleotide messenger RNA. The record is from the annotation of a GenBank genome assembly. NCBI's taxonomy places the organism in Eukaryota, Metazoa, Arthropoda, Insecta, Hemiptera, Aphididae.
AUGAUGUAUGAUUUUCCAAUUGUACCGAGUUGUUAUAGUAAUGAUGUUGGUGUAAUCACUGCACAGAAUGCAUCACAUCAUGCAAAUAUAGUCCAUAAUAUACCUAGUACCAGUAACAAUGUACAAUACCUUGGACACGAGCUUGGACAUAAUGCAUCAUUGAUAGAGAAUAAUAUGGUGACUCUUAGCGUUCCAACUCAAAUUAAAUCAAGUACUGUGGAUAAUACUAAUAAACAAUGCAGAAAAAAAAUAUCCACAGAUACAUUAAAGAAGUUAUCCCAAGCUAUAGCAUUUAUCUUCCCUAAUGAAAGCAAAGAAACAUAUUAUACCCCCUACAAAAAAUUAAAACUUACUCCUGCUCGUGGGAAAUUAUGGGAUAAAUACUGUAAUAUACGAAGGGAAAUCAGAAAUAGCACAAAACAAUCAGAUGGUAUAACAAAUAAAUUGGAUACAACAAGUCAAGAACAAUUAGCUAUAAAUAAUAAAGAACUAUAUGAAGAAGAUAUAUUAUGGUUAAAGAACAAUACUGCUCCAUGGGACAUAGUAAAUAUAAAAUGUAAAAAUACAUUUCAAACAAGAUUUAAUUCAUUGGUUAACGGAGUAGAAAACAAUUCUUACCUAACUGAUUAUCCUGCACUUAAAAGUUCACUUGGGUUUACUUUGAUUGAAUUGGAUUUUGAAGAAAUAUAUCCAGGAAAAAAUCUUGUAUUGUACAAUAAGUUUGAAGUAUUCAAAAAUAAACUGCCAACAUAUGUAAAAAAAUGUAACAUCAAGGAAGUUGACCAACAAGUUGAUGUAAUCCAAAACUCUUUUGAAUUAGGAAAUGUUGUGACUAUUGCUGCUCUUAAAAUUUUUGUUCAGUUAUUUAAGCCAGUUACUGUGUCAAAACGAACAAACGCUGGGAGUUCAAAAAAUAGCUAUUUCAGACCGUCUAAACUUGAAAUACAGCAGUCAUUUUUAUACUACAUCAGUAAUGUAUCGCAGUUAAAAGAAGUUGAUGAUGCCAAAUCAAAUAGGGCCUACGGAAUAGGACAAAAAUUGCAACCAUAUAUGAUAUUUGUUGAAACUGGUGAUGGGCAAGUGAUCUCUUUUUAUGUUGUAAUUAACAAAUACUUUUACAAGGUCGAAAGUGCACUAAAAGCAGUAGAUAUUUGCUUCAAAUCUUUUUUUUCAUUUCAUUUAAACUAUACCCCUGAAUGUGAACAAAUAUGGAACUUCAUUCAAAAAUAUAUGUAUAAUAUUGAAACUAAAUAUGAUAAAAAUUUUCAAUCCGUCAAUAGUAUGAUCAAUGACUUAAAUAACUGUUAG